UGGACAGUGACAACUGUCAAAUAUCACCUGACAUCAAAAUCAUAACAAAAAACAAGAAAGUUUUUUCUUAAAUUUUUCUUUUGUAUCUCAAUUAAAUCGUAUCGCUAUUUCCUUGUCAUCUCAAGUUAAUUAAAUGCGUAGAACAAUCAGAAAGUCAGAAAAUCAUUACAUUCUGAUAAGUUUCAAAUAUAAAUCUGGAAACUGGAACUAGACAUUUGGUAUUAUCCUCCUGGACACAGGAAAGUUUUAAGUUCAGGACAAAGGAGGUAAUUUUACUGGAAAUCAUGGAAGAACCACCAUCAAUAAGCACUGAACACAUUUGCGAUAGUGAUGAGGAAAGUUGUAGAAACUCAGGUCGGAGAUGUUGCCACAACCCAGGAAAAGCCCUACUAACAGAGGAAAGAAUGCGCAGAAAACUGCAGUUUUUCUUUAUGAAUCCCAUAGAGAAAUGGCGGGCAAAGAACCGAUUUCCCUAUAAAUUUUUCAUACAACUUGCUAAAAUUAUUUUGGUCACUUUACAACUGUGUUUAUAUGCUUACAGUAGUUAUAAUCAUGUAAAUUACACCUGGGACAACAAAAUAGCCUUUUCUCAUCUCUUCUUAAAGGAUUGGGAUGCUACUAGAGAAGUUAAUGUUUAUCCACCCGCAGUGGGGCCCUUGGCUAUUUACAGACAGGAGAAUUUUUUCAAAACAUUAGAUUAUGCUUAUGAGAAUUAUGCUAAUUUAAGUGAAGCUGUAGGUUCUUAUUCAUAUGCCAAUGAAGAUAAUACAGUAACAGACAUGGUGUUAUGCAUAUACGAGUAUAAACAAGGAAUUAUUUAUGGAUUUAAUGAAUCUUAUGUGUUUGAUAGUGAAAUUGUGGAAAGAUGUCAGAAUUUUUCCUAUCACAUCCACGGACCUAUGUUGGACUCGAAAAAUGUUCUAGAAAACAAUAAUUUCAACGUUAGUUUUUCUGCACUUGUCAAGGCCGAAUUGAUGUUCUCUUUGAAAACUGUCAAUUUUAAAGCUGCUAGCAGAAUAACUGCUCCCAACUGUUAUAGAUUCGACAUUAAAAUAUUGUUUGAUAAUGGGGAUCAUGAUGGGCAAAUGUUGUUAAGUUUAGAUGCUGAAGCACUUAGGCUGAAAUGCAAAGGUGACACAACCUAUAUUACAGAUGAUGAAAUAUCAAGUAUCCUCCGUAGUAUGCUCAAUUAUACUGUGAGCGUUAUUUGUAUUAUUUCUUUCGUGUUGUGCUCACGGACUGUAUGGAGAGCACAGCAAUUAAAACGAGUCACUGUAAUGUUUUUUGAACAUCAAUACAGUAAAACAUUGACUGCCUCUGAUAGGAAUAAAUUUUUGAAUUUGUGGUAUAUCAUGAUUAUUGUCAAUGAUAUAUUGAUCAUCAUAGGAUCGUCAAUAAAGGAACAAAUCGAAAGACAAGAGUUUACCAGUGACCAAUGGAAUAUUUGCAGUCUCUUUCUGGGUAUUGGCAAUAUGCUGGUUUGGUUUGGAAUAUUGAGAUAUCUUGGCUUCUUCAAAACUUAUAAUAUUGUCAUUUUAACAUUACAAAAAGCUGCUCCUCAAGUAGCCAGGUUUCUACUUUGCGCUUGCCUAAUCUAUGCAGGUUUCACAUUUUGUGGCUGGUUAAUUUUAGGUCCAUACCACUUGAAGUUCCGCACUCUAUCGACCACUUCUGAAUGUUUAUUUUCUUUGAUUAACGGAGACGAUAUGUUUGCCACUUUUUCCAUUAUGUCCAACAAAUCUAGCUUACUGUGGUGGUUUUCCCGGGUGUACUUGUAUUCUUUUAUCAGUCUGUACAUUUAUGUUAUCCUCAAUCUAUUCAUAUCAGUUAUAACUGACACUUAUGAGACCAUUAAACUCUAUUACAGUGAAGGUUUUCCAAAAAGCGACCUAGAUAAUUUUAUAGGUGAUACCAACUGUGACGACAUGUCCAGUGGCAUUUUCAGGACAGGCUCCAGUGAAAGCUUAGGGGGGUUAAUCAAGGAUUUAUGCUGUUGUUAUCCACAAUUGAUGCAGAAAACCUAUAAGACUUUGAGUCAAAGCAAUUCCGCACCCAAUGAUAAUUCGCCGCACAUGAAUGGUUCCAUUUGAAAUAAUAUGUUUUAAGUACUUGGUAUGUUAUAGAAUACAGGGUGUUUUAAGAGUUAUAUUUUAGACCCACUGUAUGAAUAUUGAAAAUAAGUAUAUCCACAAAUUGUUACCGCCUUUAUUUAUUUUAACUGCCAAAAAUAUAGAAGAUAAUAAGUGAAAUGUAAGGCUGUUUUAUUAAAUUUCAAAAUAAAAUACCAA
Ceutorhynchus assimilis (cabbage seed weevil) is the source of this 2288-nucleotide messenger RNA. The record is from the annotation of a GenBank genome assembly. Lineage: Eukaryota; Metazoa; Arthropoda; Insecta; Coleoptera; Curculionidae.